AUGCCGGAAUUUUACACACACGUGAAAAUGGCCGAAGCGAUGAGAGCAAAUGUAGCGGCCUUAUUGAAAGGCAUUGAUAGAUACAAUCCAGAAAAUCUACAAACUCUAGAGAAAUAUAUAGCAGCACAAGCACAGGAAAAUACCUACGACCUGGAGGCUAACCUUGCUGUACUUAAAUUAUACCAGUUCAACCCUAAUCACUACCAACCUGCUGUGGCUGCACAGAUCUUGUUGAAAGCUCUCACCAACCUCCCACACACAGACUUUACUUUAUGUAAAUGUCUGAUAGAGUCAUCAAAGCAUGAUGAAGAAGCUAUCAUCCCCGUCAUACAUUUAGCAGAUCUGUUGGAAACCUGCCAAUUUCAUGAAUUCUGGAAAGAGUUAAAAACCAACCCUUUAGUAACCUCAAACAUAAAAGGCUUUGAUGAUUCAAUACGGAAAUUUGUGUGUCAUGUGAUCGGAGCAACCUAUCAGACGAUACCAGUUCACACGCUAAUGGAGCUGUUAGGUGAUGUCACAGAGGACCAGGUACGACAGUGGAUCAGUAAAUAUGGCUGGACUCUUCAAAACGAUGGCAAUGUAUUCAUCCUGAAUCAAGAGGAAAAUGUCAAAACAAAAAACAUCACAGAAAAAAUCACAUUUGAAAGUGUAUCAGGUAUCAUGGCUGCUAGUCGCUGAACUGUGACAGAGAUUCAUAAUGUGAAUUGAAAAAAAAAACUUAGUGCAGCUGUAUUUAUUUCUUUAUGGUGAUGUAUUCGGUUCUACUGGACUUUUCACUGUGAUGCUGAGUAGAGCUAAAAUCUAACAACUUACUUUGGAAUCAGCAUACAUAAACAUCUGCAGAAAACAAUUUUCUAUUCAAACUAAUAAAGUACCAUCAUGUAAUUACA
This is a messenger RNA of Ylistrum balloti, 890 nucleotides long. RefSeq names its product eukaryotic translation initiation factor 3 subunit K-like. Gene Ontology annotation, biological process: regulation of translational initiation. The record is from RefSeq and is a predicted model, not a curated record. Gene Ontology annotation, cellular component: cytoplasm; eukaryotic translation initiation factor 3 complex. Gene Ontology annotation, molecular function: translation initiation factor activity; ribosome binding. NCBI's taxonomy places the organism in Eukaryota, Metazoa, Mollusca, Bivalvia, Pectinida, Pectinidae. The coding region runs from base 1 to 678 and encodes 225 amino acids. The transcript has 9 exons.